Messenger RNA from Paramecium sonneborni, 1524 nucleotides. NCBI's taxonomy places the organism in Eukaryota, Ciliophora, Oligohymenophorea, Peniculida, Parameciidae. The record is from the annotation of a GenBank genome assembly.
AUGUUUGCGUCAUAAAUACCAGGAGUGAAAAGUUAAAGAAUCAUAACUUUUAUACUUUGUUUUUUCUAAUAUGUGUUCAUACAUUGUACUAGAUCAACUUGGAGUUAUGUUUCAGGGGAUAUGACUAACUAAAAUUACUUUACUUCUAAAUAUCUAGGGUAUAUUAAUUUUUCUUUUCUAUUUUUUUAUGGUAUAGCGAUAUCUUGGUAAAAUGAUAAAUUAUUCUAGUUUAGGUUAAUUUGGAGAUAGAAUGAAUUUAAGAUUAUUUAUAUUAGCAGGAACUUUUACAACAAGUAUAAUUUUUACAAUAAUUGGUGUUAUGAUUCAAAUUCAAGAGAAAAAGAAUUAUUUAUAUCUGAUAUUAUAAAUUUUAAAUGGAAUGUCAUAAUCUACAGCAUGGCCUGGAUUAUUAGGUAUAAAUAAAUAAUUAUAUAGCUAUUCUAAAUAAUUGGUUUGUUACAGAUAAAAAAAUAUUGCUAUUAGGUUGUUUUGCUGCAGCUCCAAAUGUUGGAGAUAUAUUUGGAGAUAUUUAUUCAGGUUCUCUAAUUGGAAGAGAUGAUUUACCUUUGUAUUCAGCAGUUUAUUUGGCUGCUGUCUCUCUUUUCAUUAUCAACCUUAUUAAUGUUUUCUUUCUAUAAAGUGGUCCAUAGGCAGAUAUAAAAAAAAGAAUGAUUGAAGAAUAUGAAUAAAAUAAAAAAAAGGAAAAGAAAAAUGAAAAUUAAUAGCUUACUAUAGCUUUAAUAGAAAAGAAAUAUGAAAAUACUCUUAACUUCUCAUUAAACUUAAGCAAGAAUGAAACAGUAGAUAAUAAUUAACCAACUUUAUAAGUUAAUCAAUAAUAAGAAUAAUUAAAUUAUUUUACUGCUUGGUUUGUACCAAAUGUGGCUUUUUAUGCAUUUGCAUUUGGUUGUGUUAAAGCUGUUUAUUAUAUUCUUACUUUUUGGUUACCAGCUUAUCUUGAUUUAAAAAAGGUUCCAGAUGUUGCAUGGAUUACAGCUUAAACAGAUGUAGGAUCUAUCCCUGGAGGAAUUUUAGUAUGGUUAGAUUCUAAAUAAAUUUAGUUUCAUUGGAUAUUAUUAUAAUAAAAGAGCCGUAAUCAUUGUUCCAGCUUUAUGGAUUGGUACAAUUGUUAUGAUUUCAGUAAACUACAGUGGUUCAUUAAAACAUGAAGUUGCUGGAUACAUUUCAUUAAUUUUUCUAACAGGAUUAUUUAUUGGAGGAUGUUACAAUAAUAUAUAAGCAGCUAUAACUGUGGAAUUAAGUAAUUAACCAGAACUUUCAAGUAUAUUACUUUAUUUAAAAUUAUUAGAAAACAAGUAAGCUACUACUACUGUAGUUUCAGUAAUUAUGGGUUAUGGAGCUAUCUUUGCAGCUAUUAAUUAGAUAAUUGUUUCAUAUGUUGAACAAAAACUAUUUCUUUAUUGUGGAGCAAUAUCUAUAAUAGGUGGAAUUAUUUUAAUCCCACUUGUGAUUAAAGAAGUUUAAAGAAUGAAAUUAGAUUCUAAAAUGAAAUUAGAUUCAUGA